CGGAUCAGCCCUUGACUCUCCCAGCGGCGGGCCUCAGACCCCGACGCGGAAUCGGACUUUGUGUUUGGGGGCCCGUGCUCUGCCCUUCCUGGUUUCUAGCAAGUUCACACAGGAGCCGGAGUGCCUCUCUGCCCUCCAGCCUGCCUCACCAUGUCCAAGAUGCCGGCCAAGAAGAAGAGCUGCUUCCAGAUCACCAGUGUCACGACAGCCCAGGUGGCCACUAGCAUCACCGAGGACACCGAGAGCCUGGACGACCCGGACGAGUCACGCACCGAGGAUGUCUCUUCUGAGAUAUUCGACGUGUCUCGGGCCACGGAUUAUGGCCCUGAGGAGGUCUGCGAGCGUAGCUCCUCCGAAGAGACACUCAACAAUGUUGGGGAUGCGGAGACCCCCGGGACGGUCUCCCCAAACCUCCUCCUGGACGGGCAGUUGGCGGCCGCGGUGGCAGCCCCCGCCAACGGAGGAGGAGCCGUUUCGGCCCGGAGCGUGGCUGGGGCGCUGGCCAAUACUCUGGCGGCGGCUGCCACCUCAGUCCCCUCUUCAGGGGCACCUGGAGCCCCUCCGGCCUCGGGUUCAUCUGCGGGGCCAGGGACUGCAGCCCCAUCGCAGCCCCCCACCACUUGUAGUUCCCGUUUUCGCGUGAUCAAGCUGGACCACGGGAGCGGGGAGCCCUAUAGACGCGGUCGAUGGACGUGUAUGGAAUAUUACGAGCGGGAUUCCGACAGCAGCGUCCUGACCAGGUCCGGGGAUUGCAUUAGGCACAGCAAUACUUUUGACCAGACUGCGGAGCGGGACAGCGGCCUGGGCGCCACCGGAGGGUCGGUGGUGGUGGUAGUAGCCUCCAUGCAGGGGGCGCACGGGCCCGAGUCGGGAACUGACAGCUCCUUGACUGCUGUGUCACAGCUACCCCCGUCGGAGAAAAUGAGCCUGCCCACUCCGGCCUCGCUGCCGCCGCCCGUAGGUGGGGCUGUGGCUCCAGGGUCGGCUCCGAUGCCGCGGUUCCCGGGAGCCGUGGCCGGUCCGCCGCAAGUGAUGGCAGCCCCGCAGUCCUGCCAACCCCAGGGAACCAAUGGACAGAAUGUAACCCUUGCGCAGCCCGCCAUGUCCCUGCCUCCGCAGCCUGGCCCGGCCGCCAGCGCUUCUGCGACGCAGCAGCCCCAGCAGUUUGCGUAUCCUCAGCCUCAGAAUCCUCCGGGGCAUUUGCUGCCGGUCCAGCCAUCCGGUCCGAGUGAGUACCUGCAGCAGCACGUGGCCGGCCUGCAACCGCCGAGCCCUGCACAGCCGUCCGCCACCGGCGCAGCCGGAGCGAGCCCCGCCACGGUGGCCAACCUUCCCGUGGGCACUGGCCAGAAUGCCUCCUCGGGGGCUGCGCAGAUCUUGAGCUCCUCUUCCCUGCCUAGUGAAGCCGUGGCUCCGGGUCCGGGACCCGCGCCAGGUGGACAGGCCGCACCUUGUCAGCCAGCUGGAGUUCCCCCGGCCGCUCUAGGAGGCGUGGUGCAACCGGGCCUGGUUCCUACCGGGGCCGGGCAGCCCCAGUCCGCGCCUCCGCCUCAUAUGGGAGGCAGCGGUGCGCCGUCUGCCGGGCCUGGUGGCCCUCACGCCAUGGUGCCCGGAGUUUCAAACGUGCCUACCACUGUGCCCGCUCCAAGCGUGCCUAGUGUGUCUACCACUUCUGUUACUAUGCCAAAUGUACCCGCGCCCCUGGUCCAGUCGCAGCAGCUGAGCAGCCAUACUCCAGUCAGCAGGAGCGGCAGCAUAAUCCAGCAAGGGCUGUCCUUAGCGCAAGGUACACAAAGUGCACCAAGUCUACCACAGCCUGACUUAAGCCAGUUUCAGACUCAGACCCAGCCUUUAGUCGGGCAAGUUGACGAUACUAGAAGAAAAUCAGAACCCCUACCUCAACCACCACUUUCUCUCAUUGCUGAAAAUAAGCCUGUUGUGAAGCCUCCUGUUGCAGAUGCCCUGGCAAACCCCCUUCAGUUAACACCUAUGAACAGUCUGGCCACCUCUGUAUUCAGCAUAGCUAUUCCUGUUGAUGGUGAUGAAGACAGGAAUCCUUCAACUGCUUUCUACCAAGCGUUCCAUUUGAACACGUUUCAGGAAUCAAAGAACCUCUGGGAUAGUGCAUCUGGGGGAGGUGGUGUAGCCAUUGACAACAAAAUAGAACAAGCAAUGGAUUUGGUGAAAAGCCAUUUGAUGUAUGCAGUAAGAGAAGAAGUGGAAGUUCUAAAGGAACAAAUAAAAGAAUUAGUUGAAAGAAACUCUUUACUUGAACGAGAAAACGCACUGUUAAAAUCUCUUUCAAACAAUGAUCAAUUAUCCCAACUCCCAGCCCAACAGGCCAAUCCUGGUAGCACUUCUCAACAGCAAGCAGUGAUAGCACAGCCUCCGCAGCCAGCGCAACCUCCACAGCAGCCGACUGUCUCCUCAGCAUAAAGCUUUCUUGCUCAUUAAGAAAAAACUGAAAGCAGUCUAUCCUGUGUGCCACUGGUGUUCUUUCCACUUUAUACGAAAGCAAGUAGCCAUGCUUCGGUUGUGUGUUGGCCUUUCAGUAUUAGACAAUCAUUCUACAAGAGCUUUUCCUCUCUUUGAGAUGACAUGCAGCACUGUUGAUGUCCAGCUUUACGUCAUCAGUACACAGGAGAAUAAUAAUUGGGGUUUAUUAAAGCAAGCAAAGUCUGCCUUUUACCUGGUGGGCAAUGAGUGGGGUCUUCUAAGAGCUUUGGUGGCUCUUCCAUGUUUCUAUUACAUGGAUUUACCUGAGCCUUCCUAUCAUAUUAUAAAUAACAGUUCAUCUAAAGAGCCACUUUUCUUUCAAUAUCAGUAACAUUUGCCUAUAUAAGUUUUCAUUUAUUUGUGUUUUAUUAUUACAGGGCUGCUAUUUUCAUAAUGUACAUGAACAAUGUCACAGAACUUUUUUAAUUUUUUGAUAAUUAUAAGUAUCAGUAAAGGAAUUGAAAGACAGGAUCGCGUUUAAUAGAUAAACGUUUAGGCAAUAAUGAACAAAGAAUCCUGGCAUAUUUCUAACACUAAUGGCAAUUUACCUUCGGUAUUUAUUUUUAGUAGUGAAGACCCAGCUUGAAUGUAAAUUUUGUAUAGUGUAAAGUAUGAAGAACAUAGUGCAACUGUACAGGUAGUCACCAGUUAUUGUGAUAUAAUAAUAAUUGGGCUAUUUUGAUGAAGAAAACUUUGUUCAUUUGUUUCUACUUUCUAAUAGAAAAAUUGCCACGAUUCCUCUGCUUUUUGACAUUUCGUAUGACUUUUUUUUUGAGAGGGUGGGAAUAAAAGCUGUGAAAUUGUUUCAACCUACUUUGUAACCAAAGAAGCAAAGCUGUGUAAUGGAGUUUUUGUUUGUUUUUUUUUUUAUAUAUAUAAUGCACAUUCUUUAUGUAUUUUUUUUUUUUUUAGUGUUUUCUCGGUCACAAUUUUCUUUACUGUCUAGCAUGAUCUGCAUUGACCUAUACUCUUUGAACCACUUUCGUACCUCAUGUUUUUAUCCAGCACUCUUAUUGUAAUAUGUACUAGUCUGUGAACAAUGUCAAAUAAAAAAGAACGGACAGGGUAGUAUGGUGGAGCUGAACUAGUGUACAUAACACUAGUUGUAAAAUACAAAAAAAAAUGAAGGUGAGCCAUCUUUUGUUCAUUUAAAAUGGUGUUUGAAUUUCGUAUGCAGAAAACGUUUUGUGUUACAUUGCAGAUUUUAAUGUAUUUAAUAAAUGCAACUUGCAGAUAAAGUGCAGUGUAUCUGAGUAUUUAAAUUAAAAUGUACAUUUCAUAAAUACAGUUUCAAGAGAAAGCAUCAUUUUGUGUAUACUAACACUUAAGUGUAUAUGUCAGAAAUUGAUGUAUAAAUAUAUAUUUUAACACAUUUUCUGAAAUUAAACUGCAGUUUUGUUGAAAUAUUUGGCUCUAUAUGUGUUCAAAAUUUAAUUUGAUUAGAUUUGUACUUUUCACAGUUCAGAAAUACUCCUUAAAUGAAAACCCAUGUUAUUAAAGACUUAAUGAUAGUUCUUAAAUUUUCAAAGUAAAAUAAUUUAAAGAAUGCAAGAAUGGUGAGCAAUAUUCAUAUUAUGUCAAUGACAUUAAGUAGAAAACCUUUGUCUACCAAAAACUUACUUGAAUUCAGAAAGGUGCCUAUAGAGAUUAACAUGCUCUGUAUCUAUGGCCUGCUAGCUAAUCAGGAGUUAAUGUGAACCAAUAGUUAGGUUCUUCACAUUAAAGAGGAUAAAUAAGUAUUCUUCUUUAUCUAUUUAAAUAAAACUUAAUCAGAUUAGCCACAAACUAAAUGCAUAAAGUUGGGUAUAUGUGGGAUUGUCAACUAUUUUAUAAUUUUAGUUAUACUGCAGGAUAUAUUGUUCAGUAUAAACAAAUUUUAAUGUUAAUAGAUACAUUAGGAAUAGCUAAAGAAACUAAGUACUAGGCUUGAAAAAAGCAACCCUAAAAUGUGAGUAAGAUUUUAGGUAGAGCCACCACAGAUGAGAGUAAGCAAAAUUUCCAUGUUGGGAUGUUAACCAAAAUGCUCACUAGUUGUGCCCCUCAAGUGCCAACAACAUGAUAUUUAAUACAGGUGUAGGAAAAAUUAGUAUUAGAAAAGGUAGGAAUUUGUGAAAAUACAACUUUGGGUUCUGGUGAUAGAAAAACACUAUAAACAUAAAAGUAACAGACACAAAGAAAAUGAUUGUUAAAGUAAUUAAAAGAAAUUCUUUUACAUUUUAAAAAAAAAAAAACAGAAAAGAGGAAACAAGGAUAGGCCACAGAAGAAAUGGUGGUUUCUAAAGGUCCCGCCUUUAGUAACCUAAAAGAUGCAAAUCAAUAUUAAGAAAAUUCUUAUUUGUCUUUUAAAUAGUGGAACCUGAUAUAGAAAGGCAAGCUUUUCUGUGUCCUUCUAGAAAGCAAUUUGGCAAUGUGUAUCGAGCCUUAAAUAUUAACACACUUUUCAGUUUAAUGACAUGAGAAGAUAACUCAUGGUGCAAUGUUCAAAAAUGCAAAAUUAUAAUAGUACCUAUCUACUGCUCUUAUCCUUCCCUUUUUCCCUUUGAACUUGACCUUCCCUUAUAUACACCCCCCAAAAUAACUGAAAGGUUGCCUUUACAUCCUACUCUCAUAAGGUGUGCUCUAACUCCAAAGUGAGGGCCAAACUUAAGGGUGCAAAAGCUAUUGCAUUUUUCAGCAUCAGAUACACUAUAUUUGGAAACCUCAAACAUUCUGCCAAUUGAUUAGUUUCUUUAAUUUCAGUUUUACCUCAGAAAUCUAGGGUCUUUGCUCCACGUGGCUGGAAUAAUAAUUUAUUGAGAUGCCAGUUUCAGGGCAUAGUCUUUCUUAUAGGAAUGCCAUCUAAAAUUUUCUCAGUGUAAUGCCCAUAGAUCAGGGUGCCACUUAAGAUUUUUGUUAGUUUAUUUUAGCCAACUAGAAAAUCAUAGAACAUUUUGUUUCCAAUAUGGUAAUAUAUCUUUAAUACAAGCCUAACUUUCCCCAAAGAAAAUUUAUUUUCAGUAGUUACAAUGUGAUUUUACAGCUUACUGCACACACCCUUUGGAUAUUAAAUAUGCAUUUACUUAACUAAUAUAUGUCCAAAAUAGCUGGAUAUUUCCACUGUUUUUUCCAAAGUUCUACACUAAGUAGGAAUAUUAAGACAAGAAUGCUUUAUCAUCAAGCAUACAGUAAUGGAUAAUAAUAACUGCCAUUAUUCACAAAGAAUUGUAGGUCAAAGAUUUUGGUACUUAUUACAAGUUCCAAACUCUAGCCACUCCAGGACCUUUAAAAAAGGGGGCAGUGGUCCUUAAGAUUAGAAUACCCAAAAUACCUGGUCUUCAUGGAAAUAUACAUUUGUAGAACCAGAAAUAGCUAAUUUUCUGUAAACAUUUUAAGACAAUCUAAAGUCAUUUUUAAGGCAGCUUUAUAGUUCAGUGGCACAAACUUGGUGACAUGACUGCAGUCUCUUAAAAAAUUCUAAAAAGGACAAAACCCAGCCCUCCAGAUAACAGUUUAAUCAAGGAUGUAAGGAAAUCAUUGAUACAAUGUAAUAAUGAUAAAGAUACGUAGUCAAGAAUGGCUUUGUCAAGGAAGGUUUCCUCAAGAGAUGACACAGGUCAUAAGUUAAGGAAACUGCUCAAAAUUUUAAAGGAGAGUACAAAGCUUGGUUAGCCACAGAUUUGUUUCAUGGGUACAGGCAAAGAUUACCUCACCCACCUUAGUUGUUUGGUUUCUAUCCAUUCAGAAGGUAAUGACUUACGAAUGAUUUUAAGCAGUGGGAUUGUGAUCAAAUUUGCAUUUUGGAAAAGUUAAUCACUACAGUGGCAAAUGUGAGGGAGAUUGGGAGCUGAAACUGGAAGCUAAGAAUUAAUUGAUAAGGACAAUAAUAAUCCUGAAAAGAAAUGAUGAAUACAUGAGAUUACAUAGACAAUCUGUGAUGCUCAUGAAGGAAGUCUGUCUUGGGUCUUUCUGUACCAUUUUGGCCUCCACAAUGAACACUCCAUUCCCAACAUCAGAUGUCCUGGUCUUUCUUGCUCCAAGGAAAGAUCAGAGAGCUGCAAGUCUUAGCCUGACUCAGACUUUUCCUUCCAACAGUCAUAGGUCUCUAAGAAAUUAAAAUCUUAGUUUUCUGUUAAAGAAAGUUCAAGAAUUUAGCAAAAGGGAAUGAGUAGGAGUGGAAAAUAGAGGGUCCUUCUCUGUCACUAUAAAUUCAGCCACGAAGGUAAGCUAAAUUUAGUCCUUUUAUGGUGACUAGGAUUAGAGUGGCCUGGAAGCUUCUCAGAGCUAUCCCUUUCUCCCCAGAAAGGGUAAUGUGAGUUCUAGCCCCAUUGUAGGUACUGACAACCCAUGUCAGAGUAGGUUUUGCUAGGUUUCAUUCAACCUUUCGUUCUUCGCCACUGUUUCUUUCCUUCUGUUCACAAAGUUUCUUUCCUUCAAGGCCCUCACCUAAGUGAAACUGGAUCUUUUCUCCCACCUCCUCCUGCCUCAAGCCUACUAAUCCAUCCCUCUAUUUUCUAGCAAUACUAAUACUUUGUUAUUUAGUCAUGUAUAUUUUUGCCCUAUUUUUUCGUUCUCAACAUUCCAGAAUGCACCCAUUUCAUAUAUGUCUUUAUCAGGUCACAGAAGUUCUGUAAUAGGAUCUAUUCUCUGAAUGCAUAUAUUUCCUUUGUCAGUGGAGAGAUGACUGUACAGUGCUAUUUAACAGUUUCCUUAGUGGGCUACAAUUGGUAUUAUGUGCUGUGUUCACAAGUAAAAAAGGCUAAGUGAGGCACUAUGCAAAGCAAGCUAAAAGUCAGACAUUUUUUUAACAGAAUCAUCAUAAAAUAAAGACAGCCUUUUAAAAUUGGUAAUGGUAAAGUAAGAAAUGAAUUUUGCAAUGGCAUAGUCUACUUAGUCACAGAAUUUGUUUAACGUACUUAGAUGGUGGUUUAGCUUUAUAGUGUCUCUCCUCACCAGGGAAACUGAUAGAUUAGGCAGUUUGGGAAAUUUUCCCAUGGCCUGAUGUCAUGUGUUGAGCUAUAGAAAACACAGCAUCUAAGUUUAUGGACCAAGACAUUGUCUACAGAAGGGAAAGUUAUCCCAUUGAAAGAGGGGAGAAAAAGGUGUGCUAGGUUGUUCCUUAAAAAUAACUGAGGCAAAUGCCAGACUUCUUUCUCAUUAAAAAAAGCUGAGUUUAUCUUUCCGUUUCAUUCUUUUACAUGCCUAAAAUAUUUCUGUAUAAUGACUGUAAAGUAUUCUCACCCACUGCAAUCUAGAAAUCUUAAACUUUCUCCAGAUCACAGUUAUUGCCGUCAUUUUACAAGCAUGCAACACAUCUAUUGAUAAAUUGUACCUGAACAAGUCCACAGAAAGCAAGGACCAUUUUCCCCAUAACUGGGCAUGAAAUAUUAUAAUAUCAGAUCAAGUUAUAAUUCUAGUAUUUCUACUAAAAAUGCAUAUAUAAUUUAAUGAGGUGGCAAAUGGACAGAAAAAAUACAUGUAACAUUGUAAAGUCUCUAAAAGAAAGGUUUUGUUUUCAAGAAGUUUGGCUUUUACUUUUUAUCUUAUAGAAACUGUUGAAAUGCAAUUGAAUUCUAUUUCUAUUCUGGUGCUGCACACUAUGCUAUGUGUUUGGGGAUAGAAAGAUGAAUGGGACAUGAUUGGUGCACUUCAGGAGCUCAUAGUCCAAUAUAAAAAGUAAAAGCUGAAGUGCCAUUUUAUUUAUUCGAAAUAUAUGUCAUAGUUUAUGGCCCUCAUAUCAUUUGUUGAAUGAAAGGUUCAUAUAAAUCAACAGUAAAAUUGUCAUAAUGCCACGUGAAACUUUUACUUGCCUGAAAACAACUCUAAAUCACCACAAAUAUUUAACAUCAAAUAGGGCUUUUAGAAAGAGGCGACCUGGUGGAAAGCCUUCCCAUCUUUUCUUUGAACCUAUGAGGUGUCUCCUGAAAAAAAAGAAACCAAUCUAAGGGAGAAGCUUAUACAUUUUUUAACCCAAGUUUGUAGAGAGUGAAACUGAUCUAAAUCAAACUUAACUAGAAUUAACUAGAAUGAUGCUAUGAACUGUAUCAUCUAUUGUCUCAUUAGCAACACAUUUCCUUGACUGACAACAUCUACCAUUCAAUGAACCAAGGUAAGAAUAGCUCAGGUGCCUGAUGCCAAAAUUAAAUCUGGUAGCUGGGAAUCUGGAA
Messenger RNA from Phyllostomus discolor (pale spear-nosed bat), 8639 nucleotides. RefSeq names its product TSC22 domain family member 2 (gene TSC22D2). Gene Ontology annotation, biological process: regulation of transcription by RNA polymerase II. The record is from RefSeq and is a predicted model, not a curated record. Lineage: Eukaryota; Metazoa; Chordata; Mammalia; Chiroptera; Phyllostomidae.